CUUAGUGUGCUAACUUCCUGCACCGCUUGCUAACUUCCUGCACUGUCACAUCACCUCGAGCUUGUGGAACGGCACAAGGGACUGGCGAGGGGUAGCAGCAUAACAUUAAUUCCACUUACAUGGUGGAUUGAGCUUUAACUUGUGUGUGAAAUCGUCAGUCGGCUUCUGGGUUCUGUUCAUUUGCGUCGCGGUCGCAGGCCUCGCCUCUUCUGCACCCCUCAACACAGCAGCUCAACCUACUGCCCAGGUUCGGGGUGAUUUUUCUCCCCCCCCCCCCCCCCCCCCUUUAUUUACUCCUAACAGCCUCUUCGUCCUGGCAGUAGAAAAUCAGCUCCCCAAAACAACCCCCCUGCGCUUCAAGGGAGAUACGGAUUUGACAGCAGGCGAGCUCCGCAAACCAGGCUCCUUCCAUCCGUGUAUUCGUCUAUUCGCUCGAGCCCCGCACAGUCACAGUCUUCAGGCGUAACACUAUGGCCUCCCUUGGGCAGGUCGUUUCAGUCAAAUACGAUCUGUUUCUCGAUUCAUCCAACGGCUCGUCGCACCCCGGUGACCGCGUGGGGAAGGUAGAUCGGGUGGAGGUGUAUCUGGAGCCCGACCCCGAGGAUGUCGCCAUCUCGCUGCGCGACACCAUUCACCAGCGCCGCCGCGCACGCGACCUGGCGCACUGCUCCGCCGCGAAUCUGCGCAUUUUCCCGGAGAGCUCCCCAGACACAGAGCUGGCGGACGAGGACGUCUGGCGCUUCCUGCGCGACGGCGCGCCGGAGAAGCUGUUCGUCGUCGCGCCCGCGCUGUGCCUCGUGUCCCCCGCAGGCGGACGGCAGCAGUCGUCGGGGCAGCAGGGUGUGCGGCUGUCGUCGGCGUCUCAACGCAGCAUGGAUGGAGUGAGCAGCCAGCCGGUCAGCAGGAGAGACUCUCUAGCCAGCAAGAGAGAUUCCGAUGCGAUGGUGGUGUUUGUGAAGACAGGCGGUCAGACUAUCCCAAUUGAGGUGGACGCCAAUGCCACUGUUGAUGAUGUGAAGUCCCGGGUGCAAGAGCAAGAGCACAUUCCGGUGGAGCAGCAGAGGUUAUUUCUUGCUGGCAACGAGAUGGCAAGUGGUCGGUUGCUCGCACAUUACAAUGUUCACCCAGGAUCAGAAAUUCAGGUUGUACUCACCCUCUCGUCUUCAUCCUAGAAUUACUGUUACUGUGCUUGGAUGCAAAUAUUGUUACCUACUACACUUUCUAGUAUAAUAUUGUCUGAAGUCUUAGAAUG
Molecule: messenger RNA, 1252 nt
Organism: Closterium sp. NIES-67
Lineage: Eukaryota; Viridiplantae; Streptophyta; Zygnematophyceae; Desmidiales; Closteriaceae
Source: the annotation of a GenBank genome assembly